This is a messenger RNA of Aaosphaeria arxii CBS 175.79, 863 nucleotides long. RefSeq lists its product as uncharacterized. Gene Ontology annotation, cellular component: transcription regulator complex; nucleus. Bases 38 to 547 code for a protein of 169 amino acids. Gene Ontology annotation, biological process: positive regulation of transcription initiation by RNA polymerase II. The transcript is spliced from 3 exons. The record is from RefSeq and is a predicted model, not a curated record. NCBI's taxonomy places the organism in Eukaryota, Fungi, Ascomycota, Dothideomycetes, Pleosporales. Gene Ontology annotation, molecular function: transcription coactivator activity; DNA binding.
CUCUCCCACUCACAGUUCCACCUUCUAGAAAAGAAAAAUGAGCGGGCGUUUCAAGUCUCGCGGCGGCCGCGGCGGCACUCGUGGCGGCGGCUUCAAAAGCGCGCGAACGUUCAGCAAGAAGCGCGCCUCGCCGGAAGACAGCGACAACGAGGACGCAGUGCCGGCAUCGAAAAAGAGUAAGGGAGAUGAGGAGUCUGAGCCCUUGGUCCCCACGCUGCAGAAGGAUGGGAAUGGUGAUAGUUACGUCGCUUUGAAAAGCAACGAAAUGCGACGAGUCACGGUCAGCAAUUUCAAAGGUAGCACGUUGGUGCAGAUCAGAGAUUACUUCAAGGGUGAUGGGGAUCAGGUUUUGCCCGGGAAAAAGGGCAUCGCUCUUACGCUAGAUCAAUACAACGUUCUCGUGCAAGCUCUCCCGCUUAUUGAGUCCGUACUGAAAGAUAUGGGGCAAGAGACCGUGAGGCCGGAUUUCGAUGGUAGUGUUGAACCGGCGACCAAUGAGGCUGGAAAAGAAGAGGUCACGGAGCAAGAGGAAGAGGAAGAAAAGUGAUUUGCUUCUCCAUUCCAACUUUCUGGUCGUUUCUAAGCUGCUAAGCUUUGUAUAAUAGAAUAACACAGGUUAGGGAAUCAUUAUGAGCGUGGAGGGGAGUGAGUCGCCAUAUCACGACCUCAUGAUGCAUCGAAUGCGCUAGUCUCAAAACGGACAAUCCAGUGCUUGUAUGCAUUCCAGAUACCCCACAAGAAGCCUCCACACAAAGAGUUGUCCAGUAAUAGACAAUACCUCAAGCAAACAAGACAUUUCAAGUGCUCAUCUAAUCGCCAAGCUCUGUAGCAAUUGCAAGACAUCACUGUUAAUCCAUAGCGGC